Lipotes vexillifer (Yangtze River dolphin) is the source of this 1491-nucleotide messenger RNA. It is a transcript of the gene ANKRD34A, whose product is annotated as ankyrin repeat domain 34A. The record is from RefSeq and is a predicted model, not a curated record. Lineage: Eukaryota; Metazoa; Chordata; Mammalia; Artiodactyla; Lipotidae. Gene Ontology annotation, molecular function: protein binding. The coding region runs from base 1 to 1491 and encodes 496 amino acids. The transcript has a single exon.
AUGCUGCACACCGAGGGCCACGCUCUUCUUCGGGCCGUGGGUCAGGGUAAGCUACGCUUGGCCCGUUUGCUUCUGGAGGGGGGCGCCUACGUGAAUGAGGGUGAUGCCCAAGGGGAGACUGCGCUAAUGGCGGCCUGUCGGGCCCGCUACGACGACCCCCAGAACAAGGCGCGCAUGGUACGCUACCUUCUGGAGCAAGGCGCAGACCCCAACAUCGCAGAUCGCCUAGGGCGCACGGCGCUUAUGCACGCUUGCGCCGGCGGCGGGGGCGCAGCGGUGGCCUCCCUGCUCCUUGCCCAUGGCGCAGACCCUUCAGUCCGAGAUCACGCUGGCGCCUCGGCGCUUGUCCACGCCCUGGACCGCGGGGAUCGCGAGACCCUUGCCACGCUGCUGGACGCCUGUAAGGCCAAGGGCACGGAGGUCAUCAUCAUCACCACCGACACCUCGCCCUCGGGCACCAAGAAGACCCGGCAGUAUCUCAAUUCCCCACCGUCCCCGGGGGUGGAGGACCCCGCUCCCGCUCCUCCUAGCCCGGGGGUCUGCACGUCGCCGUCGGAAAUCCAGCUGCAGACUGCAGGAGUAGGAGGACAGGGAUUGUUAUCCCCUCGCGCCCAGGAAGAAGAGGAGAAGCGGGACGUAUUUGAAUUCCCUCUUCCUAAGCCCCCAGAUGACCCCUCCCCUUCUGAGCCACUCCCCAAACCACCCCGUCAUCCUCCAAAACCACUCAAAAGGCUCAACUCCGAGCCUUGGGGCCUAGUGGCCCCUCCUCAACCGGUCCCUCCUGCCGAAGGGAGGCCGGGGAUUGAGCGCCUGACCACCGAAUUCAACGGCCUGACCCUGACAGGUCGACCGCGUCUUUCCAGACGUCAUAGCACUGAAGGCCCAGAGGACCCGCCCCCGUGGGCGGAGAAAGUGACGGGUGGGGGUCCUCUCUCGCGCCGAAACACAGCACCAGAAGCUCAGGAGCCUGGCCCCCCUUCAGGGCUGAGGCAGAAACUGAGCCGCAUGGAGCCGAUGGAGCUCGAUAUCCCCGGAAAUCUUUGCCCCGACUCGCCGGAGUGCAGCCGCCCAUCCCUGGAGCGCCGUAGAUACAGCGCCUCCCCGCUGACCCUCCCUCCAGCCGGCUCUGUUCCCUCCCCGCGCCAGUCCCAGGAGAGUCUGCCUGGGGCUGUGUCUCCGCUGAGCGGGCGGAGGCGGAGUCCAGGGUUGCUGGAGCGGAGGGGCUCGGGGACGUUGCUUCUGGACCACAUCGCGCAAACACGGCCUGGUUUCCUGCCCCCGCUCAAUGUCAGCCCCCACCCUCCCAUCCCUGACAUUCGCCCCCAACCCGGAGGUCGGGCGCCUUCGCUGCCCGCCCCUCCCCAGGCGGGGGCGCCAGGCUCUCCCAGGACCAAGCGCAAGUUGGUGAGGCGCCACUCCAUGCAGACUGAGCAGAUCCGCCUGCUAGGGGGCUUCCAGAGUCUAGGCGGGCCAGGGGAGCCUGGGCGCUGA